AUGAAGUCUAAACCCGCUCCUCUCGCCGUCUGCUUCGCUGUGGUUUCCGCGUUCAUCGCCCAACAUGGACGGGUUAGAGGAAAACUCUUCUCCCCACCCGUGUGUCAGACCUGGAACUCAACAACUGUUGUGUGUAAUGGGGAUACGGAUAUACCGGAUUUUCUACCUGCUCAAUCCAUACGGUCCCGAGAGCCUCUGACCCAAGUACCUCCCGGCAUCCCCGAGUCUGUCAUCACAGUGGAUCUCAGUUGGAACAACAUAACUAUACUGUACAACGGAUCGUUUAGUGGGUUAAGAAACCUGAGAUCAUUAGACCUGUCUUGUAAUGCUCUACAAACUAUCGAAGUUGGUACGUUCGCUGGGUUGGAGAAAUUAGAACGUCUUGAUAUAGCAGGUCGGUAUAAUUUUGAUGAUUCGAGUUUUUUUCUAGAAACAGAUACAAGACAAAUGUAUUCUCUUCAAUAUGGACUUUUCCAAGAUCUGCGAAACCUAAACUAUCUGACCGUGGAGACUUACACAAAUAGAGUCGCCAGUGAAGGAGUGUUCAUGGGGUUAACUAAACUCAGGCAUUUACAACUAGCCGUGAAAAAUAUCAGCAAUUUACCCGAUCACAUUUUUUAUUCUUUGACUUCAUUGGAAAGUCUAAAGAUAUGGGAUCAACUAGAUCAAGGCGAUUACGUAGACUUUCUUGAACCUGAGCUCGAGGACCAAAAUACCACCAUGAGAAGAGUCCACAGCGGAAGUGGGUUCUUACAACGACACCUGCUGUGGACACCGCUGCACAACCUUACAACACUGGGAGUCAGAAGUGAUGUAACGUUUCCAAGAGCCAGUGACUUCUACUUUGGAGCUGUAUUUAGAAACAUGUCAAAGUUGGAGACUAUAGAAAUAUUUUUUAAAUUUGGCAUUUUCCCCAUGAUCAAUGUUGACAUGUUCCGGCCAGUAUUAUUAACUCUGAAACAUUUAAUCACCAACACUGGGAUAUCUCCCGGCCUGCUGAAGUCACUCACACAUCUGCAGUCCCUGCGUGUAGUAGACCUUCUUGGUUUACCGUUACCCGAUCGCGACAUUAUGGACGUUUUACCUGAACUACGACUCACGCAGAUUCAGGAGUUGUCAUUUCAAAUACAAGCUAACGCCUUUGCAGGUUUGUCACAUUUGCAAAGGCUGGAAUGGACGUCAGGCUCCUUGGAGACUUUACAUGAAAAGACGUUCAGCGAACUACCCUCGCUCACUUAUCUUGAUUUGAGCCAUAACAACUUGCGAUCCUCCCAAGCUCAGCUUCCAGAGACCUUGGACUAUCUUGAUCUCAGUUACAAUAAGCUACAAAACAGACACACAGGUCAAUGGCCAUGUUACAACCCUAUAUCAUUUAACCUCAGUGGCUUAAAAAGCGUGAAUCAUCUGAAUUUGAGUCACAAUGACAUUGGAAAUGUUGACGCCGAAUGCCUACCUCAGAAUAUCACUGUGCUUGAUUUACAGCACAACAAGAUAACAGUGUUGAGCUAUCUCUGCAUUGCGAAUUUACCACCCCCUUCGAUCGCCUUCCACGAUAACUAUCGUGAAAAGGGGACCACCUUCCAUCGAUACAUAUCGGAAGGGCGUAGUCGGCCGGUCCUACAGCCGACGCCUUCCACGAUAGCACAGCGAUUCUCAUGGAUGGUGACAUACGCUGGGUCAUCAGGCGGGGUCACCGCCCCAGGGUAUGCUGGGAAACCCAAAACCAACGCCGCGCUCGGCUUCGGUCUCAAAUCACCACCACAG
Molecule: messenger RNA, 1764 nt
Organism: Branchiostoma belcheri (Belcher's lancelet)
Lineage: Eukaryota; Metazoa; Chordata; Leptocardii; Amphioxiformes; Branchiostomatidae
Product: toll-like receptor 4
Exons: 2
Molecular function (GO): protein binding
Source: RefSeq, a predicted model, not a curated record